AUGCUGACUCUGAGCGCCUCGAGAAGCUCCUUGCUGAGCUUGAAGGGAAAAAUAUUACCGAGGUCCUUAAUCGCUGAGGGCACCACCAAGCUCGCCUCAGUCCCAUCUGGUGGUGCUGCAUCUGCCCCUGCUGCAGGCGGCGCCGCUGCUGGUGGUGCGGCUGCUGCCGCUGAGAAAGCCGAGGAGAAGGAGGAGGAGAAGGAGGAGUCUGAUGAGGACAUGGGCUUCGGUCUCUUCGACUAA
Molecule: messenger RNA, 243 nt
Organism: Histoplasma mississippiense
Lineage: Eukaryota; Fungi; Ascomycota; Eurotiomycetes; Onygenales; Ajellomycetaceae
Product: 60S acidic ribosomal protein P2
Exons: 2
Coding region: 1-243 (80 amino acids)
Biological process (GO): cytoplasmic translational elongation
Cellular component (GO): cytosolic large ribosomal subunit
Molecular function (GO): structural constituent of ribosome
Source: RefSeq, a predicted model, not a curated record